AUGGAGGAAGCUAAGCACAAGACCAAGUCAAGAUCUUGGCUUGAUCGCCUAAAUUCUGCUUUCCGCUGGCCGCAAAUUGCUCUUCGUCGCAACAACGCUUUCAAUGCUGGAGAUCGGUUCAUGGAAACACGAUCCAUUGGCGACCUCAACGAAGCAAUUCGAGUAGCAAGGGAAAAUGUGGAAUACCUUCCCUUUCACCACGACUUCUUGACCGAUCUGGGCUACUUUCUUGCAGAUCGGUACGAGCUCCUCGCCGCGUCGAAAGACUUUGAAGAAGCCAGAGGCCUACUGGGCCGAGUCCUUCAGGACAAGAGGCCUGACAAGGCCAUUAAGGUGCAAUGCGCUGCGAAACUCAGUCACCUUUACUGCAUUGGUGCGCAAAAAACAGGCACCCCUGCUUUUGCUGAAGAAGCGCUUCGCCUGGCGCGACUAGCAGUUGAUGAGUGCAGCCAGUUAAGCAGGAUAGAGGCAGCAGUUGACGCUAUGCAGGAGGCAAUUAACACGGCCGAGGAAAAAACUCCACAACUUAUUCACGUCCUUUUAGGGUAUCUUUAUGAUUACUAUGAAAAGACCGAGGAAAUGCAGGUCCUUGAAUACAUCCUCCAGUCCACGAGGACUGCUGCUGAUUUAGCACCAAUCGAUUCUUCGCUGCAGAUUGGUCGGCUUUUCGAGAUUGCAGAGUACCUUCAUGAAAUGCAAAAAGGAAAAACCAGGGAAGCGGAUGCCUUAGAGGAGGCGACAGAGGCGCAUGAGGGUGCUGCUAAGAAAGCGCGGGGAUUGCUUGCCUCGACGCCAGUAGAGAGUGCUGCAUAUGUGGCUAUGUUGAUGCAAUUCGGGCGUAGCCUAUAUCGAUGGUAUAUGAGAACGCAAUCGGUAGAUGAUCUAGUGGAAGCUAUUCGUUGCGUAAGGAGGGCGAUCGAUAUAACACCCCUCGACUCUCCGAAGAAACCUCAUCAACUGAUGGUUUACGCGAGAUACAUUUCUCACUGGUCUGAUGAGUUAGGGCCAACUUCCGAAUUGAAAGAGGGCAUAGGCGUGGUUAGACAAAUCCUUGACAUAGCGCCCGACGACUUCCUAGAGGAGAACAGGCCAAUCUGCCGUUUCAUACACUAUCUUCACGUCUAUUAUCACCUGACGCGGGAGUUGGAAUACCUGGAGCAAUCUAUCAGCCUAUCAAGACGGGCUAUCGAUAUGAUGCCAAGGGAUAACCCGAACUUGACAAACGUUCUGUUUGAGCUCGUCUUCUCCCUCUCCUCGCGCUAUGAAAACACUCGCGCCUUGGCUGAUUUGAAAGAGUUAGUCAAAAUGGCCAAAUACAUGGUGGACACAACACCCGAUGACCACCGAGACCGGAGCGAUAGAGUAGGCAUCUACAUUGGGCAGCUCAUUACUUUGUGCAACAGGGAACCCAAUAGAGCCAACAUCACUGAAGCUCUCAAGACCGCAGAACUUGCAGUGCGCGCAGACUUGGGUCGGGGCGUAAACCCAACGAAAGCUUAUAUCGUGCUUGCCCACGCUCUCGAAGCAUCUUAUGAAUUCUCCGGCAAGAGAUACGAGCUUGAAAAGAGCGCUGUGGCAGUCCGAGAAGGAGUUCGCCACGCAACUAGAGACUUCGAUAAAUUACGUGCUCUUAGCCUACUUUCUAGUAUCCUUUUCAAGCAGUACCGGCUCUCUAAAACAUUAGAGAGCCUUAACGAGGCUAUCGACGCCGUAAGAAAGGCACUGGAAUUAACACCGACUAAUCAAUACUACAAAUACUUCGAUGUUACAAAACUGGCCAACUACCUGCUCCAGAGAGGAAAGCAUACUGGCGCAGGAGAAGACGUGAAAGAGGCUAUAAAGUUGCUUCUUCCAUCUCAUGCGGACAAUCGCAGACAUUAUUUCUCAGAGAUUAUAGGUUCCACGAGGUACUUAGCGGAUGCCUACAGUCUACAGAAUGAUUGGGAAGGCGCAUUUAACGUUUCAAGCAAGAUGAUUGAGACCCUCCCAACGAUGAUACCAAACUCGCUUGAAAACUCAGACAAGCAGUGGGUUGUUCAAUUCAUGACUGGAAUGUCAUGUCUUGCAGCAUCUGCCGCGCUAAAGCUUGGUAAACCUCCUUUUGUCGUCUUAGAUGCCCUAGAAAGAGGUCGGGGGAUGCUUGGAACGUCCAUUGAAGAUAUGAGACGAACUGACAUUACGGAUUUACAAGCGGCGAAUCUUGAGUUAGCAAAAGAAUUUGCUCGCCUAAAGAACCAAUUAGAAAUGCCUUUUUCUCAGUCGCUCACCGAUGCCAAUAUAGAAGACAAUUCAUGUGAUACCGAAGAGAGCCGGAAGUUUGGCACCAAUGCCGUUUUUGAUAGCCGAUAUCAGGCGGGGGUUGAGUUGAGCCAAGUCGUCGAGGAAAUUAGUAACCUUCCCGGUUUCGAGUCGUUUUACAGCCCACCGUCCGAAGAAGACGUUCGAAAGGCUGCUAUCUACGGACCUCUUGUGGUUAUCAUCGAGGGUCUGGGCGAAUAUAACGCCAUCAUUGUCGAGGCGAAUCAGAUUCAGACGUUGCCAUUGCCAAAUCUUUCAUAUAAAGAGGUCUUGAAAAAGGUUCACGAAGGACAUAUGGGAAGGCCUUCCAUUCUGGAAUGGCUAUGGGAUAAUGCAAUGGGCCCCAUUCUAAGCGCUCUUGGAUUCUCUAGCCCAGUUGAUGAUGGUGAUAAUUGGCCUCAUGUUUGGUGGAUCCCCACGGGUUAUUUGUGCAAGUUCCCUCUCCACGCAGCGGGGUACCAUACAGAAGGCUCCGGGAAAACAGUUGUCGACCGUGUCAUCUCUUCCUAUAGUUCAUCCGUCAAAUCCAUCAUCUACGGUCGUCGUCGUCAAGCCCCGUCAUCAUCUGCCUCUCCUGGGAAAGCGGUGCUUGUCGCUAUGGAGAAAACUCCCCGACACGCCCGACUCCCAUACGCUACCAAGGAAGUCCGCGUGCUGAACGAAAUCUGCAAGACCAUGAAUCUCAAUGUCGAGAACCCAACAAGGACAAAGACCGUUUUACUAGAGCAUCUAAAGGAAUGCACUGUGUUUCACUUUGCUGGCCACGGUUACACGAACCAGGAUAAUCCAUCUCAGAGCUAUCUCUGCUUAGAAAAAGGACCUGAAGAUGUCAUCAGGGUGUCUGAUCUGCUUGAACUGGAUUUGUUCUCGCGCCUGCCAUUUUUGGCGUAUCUGUCAGCUUGCGGGACCGGGCAGACCAAGGCGGACACGUUCUUGGAUGAGAGUAUCCAUCUGAUCAGUUCCUGUCAACUAGCGGGAUUUCGUCAUGUUAUUGGAACUCUGUGGGAAGUCAAUGAUGAAAUUUGCGUUGAUGUGGCUACCAUUGUAUACGAGGGAAUAAGGGAUGCGAAUAUGAGCAAUGAUUCGGUCGCGAGGGGACUGCAUCAAGCGUCUAUGGUUCUUCGAGAUCGCUGGGCCAUGAAGAUGGGGCAUGAAAUGAAUAGCCGUAGGGACGUUUAUGAGGUGGAGGGCGAAGAUGAAACGAUCGCUCCUCUCUGGGUUCCUUACGUUCACUUUGGAAUAUAG
Messenger RNA from Clonostachys solani, 3543 nucleotides. The record is from the annotation of a GenBank genome assembly. NCBI's taxonomy places the organism in Eukaryota, Fungi, Ascomycota, Sordariomycetes, Hypocreales, Bionectriaceae.